UGCUCUGUUAACGCACGUGAAGGCUGGUUACGUCCCCGGCCUCACGUUCACGUCCCCCCGACGUCAGUGCUGUUACGUAACGUCGACGCCGCGCUCCAGCUCUCAGCUCUCGCGGUGCUAAUGGAAGUGUCAGAGUGUCAACAACGGGCAGCCAUCGGUACGGCAGCACUGUCCGGAGCAGGGAGGGGGGAGAACACAGGCGACACCGUCGGAACAUUUGUCUGAGAUGGGGGAUGAUCGACCCUUUGUAUGCACUGCCCCUGGAUGUGGGCAGAGAUUCACAAAUGAAGACCACCUGUCGGUGCACAAGCACAAGCAUGAAAUGACAUUAAAAUUUGGUCCUGCCAGAACAGACUCUGUUAUCAUUGCAGACCAGACACCAACGCCCACACGUUUUCUGAAGAACUGUGAAGAAGUGGGGUUAUUCAAUGAGCUAGCCAGCUCCUUUGAACAUGAGUUUACCAAAGCACACGAUGACGACCAGCGGACAAAGCAUCCGGCUGCACCUUUACAAACACCGUCUGAAGUAAAAGUUGAAGAUGAGGGUCCUUUGCAAGUGGAUUCAUCCUCACCCGGAAGUCCAGAUUCCUCUUCCAGCAUGUCCGACAACAGCAGAGACUCAAGGGUGGGAGGCAAGGAGAUUCUUACAAAGCCGGUGCUAAGCUCUGCCCCUACUCCAACCAUUGUGCGCCCAGGUUUUCUUCCCCUUCACCUGAGCAAUGACGCACUUCACCCAACUCUGCCAUCUCCAACAUCUGUCAUCACGCAAACGCCGCCCUCCAACAGACAGCUCAGCUCCCCAACAAGCGCUUAUCCACUGGUGAGGCUUCCUAAUGGACAGACAGUCCCCCUCCUGCCCAGUCCUGUGCAGAUGACCUCAGUUAUAUCUCUUGCAAGGCCAGCGAACUCGGUGCCUAACAUCCCUGGGAUUCCAGGACCUCCAGUUGGAGGAGCCAGCAGUGCGUCAUCCUCCCCGUCUGGGUAUAGUCUGCACUCUGAGACCAAGAUGCGGCUUAAAGCAGCUCUUACUCAUCAGGGCCCGGGAGCACAAGAUGGGGCUGGCGGGGGGUCAGGAUCCAUCCCUGCUGUCCCCCAGCGACCGGAACAGAGCCAGCAACCCUCUCAGAACUCUGAUGCACCAUCACCUGCGCAACCCCAGGUGUCCCCUGCUCAGCCAACCGGAGGCCGGCGGCGGAGGGCUUCAGAGAUGGACCCUGACGAGAGGAGGGAGCGUUUCCUGGAGAGAAACCGGGCGGCCGCCUCUCGCUGCAGGCAAAAACGAAAGAUAUGGGUUAACUCUUUGGAGAAGAAGGCGGAUGAUCUUGCCAACAUGAAUGUGUCCCUGAGUAAUGAAGUAGGCCAUCUGAGGAACGAGGUGGCUCAGCUGAAGCAGCUCCUCCUGGCCCACAAGGACUGCCCGGUCACUGCUAUGCAGAAGAAGGCAGCUUUCUUAGCUACAGGAGGAGAGGAAACCUCCAGAGACACUUCCAGUGAACCCAUAGGCUCCCCAGCGGCCGUUAUACAGCACGGGCCGUCACCACCCGCCUCGGUCGGCAGUCCGGGGGCAACCAUCAACGGGCUGAGCGUCCGCGCCGCAGAGGCCGUCGCUAUGUCGGUUUUGGCAGGCAUGGGAUCGGGCCAGCCAGGAGGGGUUGUCAUGACGACGCAGUCACAGUCAGCCCUUAGAUGAUGUGCUGACGCAGGUAGCCAGUAUAAACUCAAGUGGCAUUUGGUGGCCGGACUGGUGCAAAGCGUUUGAAAAGAGGGACCUGCCCUCAAACCACACCCCAGACUAAGAUACUCUCAUCCCCUCACAGCCAGUGAUAAUCACACAAAGACACGGCGCAGUGCCUCCGUCAACGCUCCAGUCCCACCUGUUCUGAGACGCCUUGCCACUUACCGUUUGUACAUAUGUUAACACGUCGGACACUCACUCUGCAGGGUUUGGGGUCAUUUCUUGUUCAGUCGUGACAUUUGGAAAAAGUUUUAGAUUGGGAUGAAAAUGAUGACUAAACACUUUUUACGUGAAGUUCGUCAGUUUAUUUUCAUUUCACUUUCAACAUCAGUCCCUCACGCUGGCUGUGAUGAGGUUGUUUUAUUUCCAGGCUGACAGUUUUACUUGUAUUUUUCAUUUGUAUGAAAAGAUUUUUAUGCCUGAUUCUGGUCGUCGACAUAAUGUUUGCUGAUGCAGUGGAAGUACGGUGAGAGAUUGGCUGGCUGAUUUCACUAAAUGGCAGCCUGGAAUGUUUUUUGUUUUGUUUUGUUUUUUAUGUUGACUUUUCAACCUGUCCGUUUUUCUGUUCUGUGUUUCCCUUUUGAGUUGAUUCUCCUUCAACACACAUAACGGUUUUGUCAGCCGAGUGCAUAACAAACCAAAUUAUCGAUGUGUACACAGUUUACCCUGUGAGUGUGUGCCUGACUUUUUUACCAUCAGUUUUAACCCAUUUGGAAUGGAUGUCAUUACAUUAGUCUUGUAAGUAUCAAACCCUAUUGACUGCAUGGAUUACUCAAGGCUCAAGAAUACCACUGUUUGAUUGUGCUUCAUCAUACUAUCACGUUUUAUUGAUCUGCUUUUCUUCUGUUUUAAAACAUGAAAUUACCGAUGCAAAAAUGUUCCUUGUUAUUUAAGGAUUCCAUCCUCAGUCCUAAUGUGACACUGUAGAAAUGGUUAGCUUUAGAAGGCCUUUAAACAAUAAUCAAACGUAUACAUACACACAUAACCGAUUUUAAAUCACUUACCUUGGCAUUUCAGUUGAGGAAAAUAGUAGUGCAAUAUAUUUUUCUAUUGAAUAUCAAUGUUCUUGCAUUUAUUUGUAGUGUGUAGCCCAGCCGCUUAGAGGGGUUUGGUCUAUAUAAGUUGAAAGCUCAAGUUAUGAGGUGAGCAGAAAAAAUGAGAUGAAAAUAUUCUCGAAUGGAUGAAAUAGGUGAUUAGUGCACACCAGUAGAGAAGGUGCUUUCCAACAUUUGAAAAGCCGUCUUGUACCAUGAAGUAUAUCCAAAUAGUUGUGCGAGGUGCUUCUUUUGAAAUUCAAGUUUUAAAAUGCAAAUUUUAUACCGCCGUGUACUUCCAAGACUAUCAUGUUUUAUUUCCCCUUGUCACUCUGUGUCUAUGUUUUAUUUUUAAUAACAUGUCAUUGUUUUGACAGAUGCUUAUUUUUCUCUGAGGGCAUGUCAUGCUUUUUUCCAUCAUGUGAUUGUGUCUUUUAUGUGUAAACGCAGGUUGACCCACAUAAUAAAAUGUCUCUGAUAUCUGUAUGGAGAGUUUGUCAAAUACUCAGGCAUCAAGAUGGAAAAAAAAUACUUGUGUAUAGUCUCAACUAAUGAAUAAGUUGUCUCGGGCAAAUAAUAAAAUAAAUUAAUGAA
Molecule: messenger RNA, 3363 nt
Organism: Anoplopoma fimbria (sablefish)
Lineage: Eukaryota; Metazoa; Chordata; Actinopteri; Perciformes; Anoplopomatidae
Gene: atf7b
Product: activating transcription factor 7b
Exons: 12
Coding region: 227-1690 (487 amino acids)
Biological process (GO): regulation of transcription by RNA polymerase II
Molecular function (GO): DNA-binding transcription factor activity, RNA polymerase II-specific; cAMP response element binding
Source: RefSeq, a predicted model, not a curated record